AUAAAAACAUUUGAUCUGUAGAAUUGGCAGAACUGCCGGUGCAAUUGACAGGCUAAAGUAAGGUUAUAUUUACAUAUAUCAACAAUUUUGAACGAAAAAUAGCAUUUAAUCGUCGAAAUGACGGCUUUUGAGGAGUUUGGAUGCCUGCCCGAAAUCUCCAAAGCCAUAGACGAGCUGGAAUGGACCUUACCUACGGACAUACAGGCUGAAGGUAUACCGCUAGUUUUGGGCGGUGGUGACGUAUUGAUGGCUGCUGAAACUGGGAGCGGUAAAACGGCGGCGUUUUGUCUGCCCAUAAUUCAGAUUGUGUGGGAGACUUUGAAGGAUAUAGAGAGCGGGAAAACUGGGGGUGGUACGAGCGUUUCGCCUGCUUGGACGAUGUCUAUAAUGGAUCGGGGGAGUGCCCUGGCUGUCGCCUCAGACGGUUUGAGGGUGCAGAGCAGGGAGUUCAAGGAGUGGCAUGGAGUGAGGUGCACGAGGGGGGUUAGCACAGGGAAGUGGGGUUAUGAAGCUACGGUCACCGAUGAAGGUUUAUGUAGAGUGGGCUGGUCGACUUUACAAGCCAACUUGGACCUCGGUACUGACAGAUUUGGCUUCGGGUUUGGGGGUACAGGCAAAAAAUCCAACAACAAACAGUUUGAUAACUACGGCGAACCUUUCGGGAAAAGCGAUGUAAUAACGUGUCUGUACGAUGGUGAUAACGGGGAAAUAAGGUUCCUAAAAAACGGUACGGACUUGGGACCGGCCUUCAAACUGAAUAAACAACAACUAAACACCGCGUAUUUCCCUGCUGUGGUCCUCAAAAACGCCGAAAUGUCGUUUAAUUUUGGUGACAAACCCUUUAAGCACAGUCUGCCCCCAAACUACAGCCCCGUGAUAUCCGCCCCCAAAGAAAAAGUCUCCACUAACACGAACGCCCAAAAUUCUUCAUCACAAACGGCGAAAAUCAUAAAUAACGCCCCACAGGCCAUAAUAAUAGAGCCUUCGAGGGAGUUGGCCGAACAAACGUACAACCAAAUAAGGAACUUCAAAAAAUUUCUGGAAUCCCCGAAAAUUCGCGAUUUGCUUGUAAUUGGGGGGGUUAACGUCAAAGAGCAGAUCUCGUUUUUGCAACAAACUGGCGCUGAUAUCAUUGUGGGAACUCCAGGUCGUCUGGAGGACUUGAUCCAAGGCGGCUAUCUCUCCCUGGCCAACUGCCGUUUUUUCGUCCUGGACGAGGCAGACGGCCUGCUGAAGCAAGGCUACACCGAUUUCAUAGAAAGGCUGCACAGGCAGAUGCCCAAAAUUACGGCGGACGGGAAAAGGCUGCAGAUGAUCGUUUGCAGUGCGACGUUGCACGCUUUCGAGGUGAAAAAAAUGGCGGAAAAGCUCAUGCAUUUUCCCACUUGGGUGGACUUGAAGGGGGAGGACGCAGUUCCGGAGACUGUACAUCAUGUUGUUGUAAAGGUCGACCCGCAGCAGGAUAAAUCGUGGAUAACGCUGCGCCGGCGCAUCCCGACAGACGGCGUGCACGCGCAAGACAACGUAAAACCCGGAAUGAACACUCCGGAAGCGCUAAGCGAAGCCGUUAAACUGCUAAAGGGCGAGUACUGCGUCAGAGCCAUAGACGAGCACAAAUGGAGCGCGCCAUCAUCUUCUGUCGCACCAAGAACGACUGCGACAACCUGGAAAAGCACCUGAAGCAGCUGGACGCGAAGAACUACUCGUGCGUGUGCCUGCACGGCGACCGGAAGCCGCACGAGCGCAAGGCCAACUUGGAGACCUUCAAAGCGCAGGGCGCCAAGUUUUUGAUCUGCACCGACGUCGCCGCGCGCGGGCUCGACAUCACAGGGUUGCCGUUCGCGAUCAACUUCACCCUGCCGGACGAGAAAUCCAACUACGUGCAUCGGGUGGGCAGGGUGGGCAGGGCGGAGCGCAUGGGGCUGGCCAUAAGUCUGGUGAGCACGGUGCCCGAAAAGGUGUGGUACCACGGCGAGUGGUGCCGCAGCAGGGGGCGCAGCUGCAGGAACACCAACCUGACGGACGUCAAGGGCUGCUGCGUGUGGUACAACGAGCCGCAGCUUCUGGCAGACGUGGAGGACCACUUGAACGUGACCAUUCAACAGGUGGGGGCGGAUGUCAAGGUGCCGCGCGACGAGUUCGACGGUAGGGUUGUGUACGGGCAGGCGAGGAAGGCGCAGGGCGUUGUUUACGAGAACCACACCAAGCAGAUGGCGCCCAUCGUCAAGGAUCUCUCCAGGUUGGAGAGCCAGGCGCAGUUGUUGUAUUUGAAUAGGCAUUUGACCAAGUUGGCUGGAUAAAUAAAUGAUUUUUUGGCAAUCG
This is a messenger RNA of Brassicogethes aeneus, 2322 nucleotides long. The record is from the annotation of a GenBank genome assembly. Lineage: Eukaryota; Metazoa; Arthropoda; Insecta; Coleoptera; Nitidulidae.